Molecule: messenger RNA, 1211 nt
Organism: Chara braunii
Lineage: Eukaryota; Viridiplantae; Streptophyta; Charophyceae; Charales; Characeae
Source: the annotation of a GenBank genome assembly
CUGAAUUCCUUGGAGUUCAUGGUCUCCAGGAGGCAUGGAUUCUGGAAACUGACUCCACUCGAAGAGAGAAAUUUUCAAGACACCUGCUUAUAAAGAUCCCUGGUGUUGUAUUUGGUAAUAACCAAAUGGUUUUGGACUUCAUCCAGAAGGUGUGCGCAUACAUUGAUCGCAACAGAUACAAGUUUCAAUCGUAUAAUGAUCUUUUUGUUACCACAUCAAAGGGAGAGGCCCUUUUCAUCGACAAAAUGUUUAUAAGGCUAAACAAUUGAUGAGGCUGCCUUUUUCCAUCAAGGGAGGUCUUUCAUCGCCUCUUGUUCCGACUGGGAACUUUGGUACUCUGUCAUUCACGGUUGACAAUGUUACUGAGUUGAGGAAAGUUUUUAUCACAGAGUUCGGUUUUGAAAGCGGAGGAUCUGAAGGGAGUGUCUGUGGACGCAGUUUGGAAGACUGUGCAGUGGUUGACAACAAUGUGCCCGCUGAGUCGGAACAUAAUUCUCAACAACAACUUCUCAAUGGUGGAGAUUUGGACAGCCUGUUUGAGCAUUUCGCUCUACGUGGUCGACUUACCAAGUUGAAGUCGUCACCAUUUCCUGCACUUGAUGCCUUUGUCAUAUCGCUUGCAAGCACAUACUGUCUGUCAAAAAAAGAAUGUUCUAUACGUGAGAUCACACUGUACCCUCAGACCUGGAAUAUUGUGUUCCACCUGCCAGGAACACGUUAUUGCAGCUAUAUCGGACGCGAGCAUUUGCGGAAUACAGGUACUUCAUUGAAGAUGGACAUUCCAGAGAAAUGUUUUAGAACUGGUUUGAAAGGGAAGUGCCCAGGGCCAGACGGCAUCCCUCUUGAGCUGUAUCUUGCAACUUGGGAGUCCAUGGGACCCGUCUUGGUAGAACUGGCUACAUACUGCAGGGAUGAUGGUAAGCUCCCCAGGGGCAUGUUGGAAGGCAUCAUUACUCUCCUGUACAAGAAGGGGGACAAGAGGGAGAUCAGGAAUUGGAGACCGAUCUCCCUCUUGAACGUGGCCUACAAGAUUAUUGCAAAAACAUUGACAAUUCAUCUUGCGUGGUACUUACCCCACUUGAUAGGUCCCUAGCAAGGUGCCUUCGUAAAAGUCGAAUCCACCCCUCAUCUAUGGUUUUCCUGCCCCGACUCCCUUUGUAUAUGGCAAUGGUGGAGGAGACACUGGUCUAGGAUAAAGCAAGCCCCAAACG